AAAUGAUGUGUUAUUAAAUUAUUAUUUCCUAUAUGUUUUUUCUUAAUUAUGUCAAUUUUUAAGAAUGUAUUGACUAGUGUGUUCAAUAUCGACGAUCUUUUAAAUUGGUUUACACUUCCCACAGUGGAUGCUGCAGUUUUCAAGGAAACAGUGCCAUGUCGUCGUUCCGAUGGGUCUCUAGGUGAAAUGAUAGUCUGUAAAGAUGAAUUGGGUCGAAGAAUUGAUUGUCCUUGUGAAGAUGACGACGAAGACAGAGAAUUCCAAGAAGAACACUUUUCAUCCCAAAAAUUAUUAUGUUGUCCGGAAAUGGCUCCCCCAUACUAUGCUGAUCUGGGAAAGAAGUCCAGUGAUGUUUUCUCAAAGGGUUACCAUUUUGGAGUGUUCAAACUCGAUCUGAAGACCAAGAGUGAGUCAGGUGUUGAGUUCAGCAGUGGCAUCACCUCUAACCAAGAAAGUGGAAAGGUUUUCGGCAGCCUUUCAUCGAAAUAUGCGGUAAAAGACUACGGUCUGACGUUCACAGAGAAGUGGAACACAGACAACACCCUUGCCACAGACAUCACCAUCCAGGAUAAGAUUGCCGCUGGACUCAAGGUCACGCUUGAGGGCACUUUUGCACCACAGACCGGAAGCAAGACUGGUAAACUCAAGACAUCAUUUGCAAAUGAAACAGUAGCCGUCAACACUAACUUAGACCUUGACCUGGCGGGACCUAUUGUGGAUGUAGCGGCGGUGUUGAAGUACCAGGGCUGGCUGGCCGGAGCACACACACAGUUUGACACACAGAAGGCAAAGUUCGCCAAGAACAACUUUGCCUUUGGCUACCAGACCAAUGACUUUGCCCUCCACACCAAUGUUGACAACGGCAAGGAGUUCGGUGGCUCCAUCUACCAGAAGGUGUCGGACAAGCUGGAGUGCGGCGUGAGCAUGAAGUGGACGUCGGGCUCGGCGGACACGCUAUUCGGCGUGGGCGCCAAGUUCGCGCUGGACGACGACGCGUCGCUGCACGCCAAGCUCAACAACAAGUCGCUCGUCGGCCUGGGCUACCAGCAGAAGCUGCGUCCAGGCGUUACCUUGACCCUGUCCGCGGCCAUCGACGGGCAGAACUUCAACGCCGGCGGCCACAAAGUGGGCGUCGCCCUAGAGCUCGAGCCCUAGGCAUUUACUUAGUCGCCGGCUUAUAGAUAUGUAGAUAAUAUAUAACACCACAUUAACUGUUAUAUUGUGAAAGCGUAUGUAUCACAUAAAAUCAUACUUUCCAAGUGUCUCUUACUAUGCAGUAUUUUGUCCGUCUAACGCGACCUUAAUUCUUUUAACGUGACUUGUUCGGUGCAAAUGCACCUAUUAAGCGCAGUUCACUGUUCUGGGUUAUUUUAAAAAUACCCCCAUUUGACAAAAUAAAAAUCGAUGACUUGACUUGCAAACUUGGCUAAGCCAGUACAAGUAUUUUUUAGAACAUAAAGAUGAAACUGAAAAGUUAGUUUAAGAAAAUAGUUAUAGCCAGGAAAUGAGUCACAGAAAGUUAGUCAUUAAUUUCUGGGAACAUUUUGGGGGUAUUUUCCAAAUCACUUUCCAUCAGGAAGCAGCGCUUUUCUUAAUCGUAACGUUGCCUUGUACAUGUUCGAAGCACGCGCGCCUGUCACCAUUUGUUGCGACUUUUAUUUAAACAACUAAUUUACUACCUAUCCGUAUCAUCUUGUAAAUAAUACACCUACGGUGUGUAUACUAUUGAUUGAUUGAGAAUUAAAUGAAUAGUCUGUUGGAAUCAAUAUCAUA
Maniola jurtina (meadow brown) is the source of this 1773-nucleotide messenger RNA. Its product is annotated as voltage-dependent anion-selective channel-like. The coding region runs from base 49 to 1155 and encodes 368 amino acids. The record is from RefSeq and is a predicted model, not a curated record. Gene Ontology annotation, cellular component: mitochondrial outer membrane. Lineage: Eukaryota; Metazoa; Arthropoda; Insecta; Lepidoptera; Nymphalidae. The transcript has 8 exons. Gene Ontology annotation, biological process: monoatomic anion transmembrane transport. Gene Ontology annotation, molecular function: voltage-gated monoatomic anion channel activity.